GGACCAUUUGGUUCAUUCCAGUCACACUGGAGUUGUGUUGUGUCAUGACGGAGACCUCGAGCUCGGUGCGUCAGCGCCUCCAGCCCUUUGUUGUUGUUCUCACGCUAACAGGCGAGAUCCGUCGAGCGACUCCACUGCGCGGUCGCACUCCGCCCCGACCUCCCCCCUCCGCCAGCGGCCUGGCGCUUUGAGAUGAGCAGAAGAUGUCGGUGUCGGGGCUGAAGGCCGAACUGAAGUUUCUCGAGUCCAUCUUCGACCCAAACCACGAGCGGUUCAGAAUCAUCGACUGGAAACCCGACGAGCUGAGCUGCCAGUUCAACGUGACGGGCGAGAAGCCGCUGAUCAUCCACUGCAACAUCACGGAAUCCUAUCCCUCAACACCCCCGAUAUGGUUUGUUGACUCUGAUGAUCCUAGUCUGGCUGAAGUGUUGGAGCGCUUAGAGGAUGUGAGGAAAGGCAGCACAUUGCUCCUUCAGCAGCUGAAGCGGCUCAUUUGUGAUCUCUGUCGGCUUUACAACCUGCCACAACAUCCAGAUGUAGAAAUGCUCGACCAGCCUCUGCCUGCCGGUCCGAUUACACAAGAGCGAAAGAAUGGGCCAUCGGAUGAGGUGACAUCUGAAGAGGAAGAGGAGGAAGAAAUGGGAGAGGACAUUGACCUGGACCAAGACCUGGACCAUUAUGACAUGAAAGAGGAGGAGCCAGUAGAGGGAAAAAAGUCAGAAGAUGAUGGGAUAGAAAAAGAGAAUCUGGCCAUCCUGGAGAAGAUUCGUAAAAACCAGAGGCAGGAUCACUUGAAUGGUGCAGUCUCUGGCUCAGUGCAAGCCUCAGACCGCCUAAUGAAGGAACUCAGGGAGAUCUACAGAUCACAGAGUUACAAGACAGGUAUUUAUUCAGUCGAACUAGUCGGCGACAGCCUUUAUGAAUGGCAUGUCAAGUUAAGGACGGUAGACCCAGAUAGUCCAUUGCAUAGUGACUUGCAGGUCUUAAAAGAAAAGGAGGGAGUGGACUACAUUCUGCUCAAUUUCUCUUAUAAAGAUAAUUUUCCUUUUGAUCCACCUUUUGUACGGGUUGUCUCACCCGUGCUCUCCGGAGGUUAUGUUCUAGGAGGAGGGGCCUUGUGCAUGGAACUUCUCACAAAACAGGGCUGGAGCAGUGCCUAUUCCAUAGAAUCUGUUAUUAUGCAGAUAAAUGCAACGCUGGUCAAAGGAAAAGCCAGGGUGCAGUUUGGAGCCAAUAAGAACCAGUACAAUCUUGCCAGAGCACAACAGUCAUACAAAUCACUCGUGCAGAUCCAUGAAAAGAAUGGCUGGUACACACCACCGAAAGAGGACGGAUAAGGAGCUACUACCACUAUGCACAGGAAACAUGUCUUUGGGUCAAAGUAUCUUGUUUUCUUUGGAAUAUUCCCCCCACUCUGAAUUAACUAGGGAUAUAUCAUCUUUAUUGCGGAAAACCAUCUCGCUGGCUCAUCUGACAAGUAUUCCUCCGCCCAGCUCCAGGACAAAGACUUUACUCUGGUGUCACUUUGCUUCUCCUCUCAGUGUUUUAGUGAGGAGGAGGAUGUGGGGGUAUCACUAGUCCUGUUUUCUAAAUAUGCUCAUUUGUCUUUAAAAAACUUUUCUCCCUUUAAGUGUGGGGAAAUGCUUUUUCUUUCGCUGCUUUGACAAACUGGGCUUCACGAACAGUCAGUUAUGGGGAUUUAAAAAGAAGAUUGAUACAGAAGCUCUUGAAGUGGCACCUCACUGCACCUGUCUUUGUUGGGUGUUUUUUUUGGGGGGGGGGGGGGAUUAAGUGGUACAUGAAUGCAAAUAUUGUUUGAGAGAUAUUAUUUGAACAACCUAGAAAAUCCAUGAGCCAAUUUUAAUAUUUUGGGAGCAUAUCUUCAAAUCGAGAUGACCUACCACUUGGUAUCUUUUAGCUCUUACAUUUUAAAAUGUGUGAAGUAUACUGGGCCAAGCAGAUCCAAAAUGGCGCAGGUUUGUUGAACUGAGAUCAAAUACGUUGUCGUUUGACAAAUCUGUCAGUGGUUAAUGUGAAGACAUGGCCGGUGGAAUUAAAACAUCUCAGAUUCUCCAUAAAGCAUUGAAAGAGAUGUUUUCACCAGAUGACGGUGAGAUUGAGCGUUAAUGCAUCACUUCAGAAGUUCUCACAGACCUAACGUUGAAGCUGAGGAGCUCUUUUUGCCUUAUUUCUGUCAAGCUCAGUUUGGCUGUGGCCCUUUCUCUUGGUUGUGGCUGUAGAGGUUGAAGGCUAGUGCGAUGCUGAGGCCCCGCGUGUGCAUAGUUAAGCGCGUGAUGCUCAGGGGCCUUGUCGCAGCCAAUGUUGUAGAAGACAUUUGGGUUUGAUUACUGUCACUUUGUCUUGCCGAAGCAUGCUGCGAUGGGCUUUACAGAGGGAAUAGAUGAAGGCUGUUUGUUUGAAAAUGGGAUUUUUUUUUCCAGCAGUUUGCCCAAUUUUUCUGCUAAAGUUGUCACAAUUUCCUGGCCUACAAUGAUUGUAAUGUUUUGCCCCUGCCCAGUUAAGAUUUGAAUCUGCCACCAUGAUGCAUGACAUUAAAUGCACCGCCCGCUGCCUCACUCUUCUCAGUCAGCAGCUAAACUCCCAGAAGUUGCAGGGCUUCCCUUUGCCACAACAAUACACCACAGAUGUGUUUAGGUGUCUCUUUUGCCGUGAAGCGAACGUAGUGUGACAAGAACAGACCUUAAACUCCAGACUCCACGUUUUACCUUUGACCUCGCAAUAUACUGUAGUACACCAUCUGUACUGCUGUUCCCCAUACUACAGGACACACACUGUAUCUAUCUGUUUGUUCUUUUGCAGUUUUUUUUGUUAACACUGUCUGCAAAAGCACGUUUGAAUGGCAACUCAGGUAACAAACAAUCCUUGGGAGGGGACUCUGUACAUGCACAUGUUGAGUUUUGGGUUAUUUUCUUGGAUUGAUUAACGCUGUUUCACUGAUGUUAAGAUUCACUCAAACUUAUGAUGUCAACAAUAGGAAAUUUAAUGAGCUUUACAAUAAUAUUGGCCACGUUUCUUGUAAUUCAAGAGAGGAAGGACAUUUGCAGAAGGAUUACAGGCAUGCAGGAGCACAGUGACCAGCCCACGUAACGGCUCCUCCCAAACCCACUGGUCGUCUCUUGCCCUUUUUCCCUCCUAAGUACUGAAACAGACUUGUUUUCGGUGGGUGAUCUUUGAAUGUUCCUGAUAGAAAUGUUUGCACAAAUGGCAGCAAUGUGCCUGGAGAGGUCAGUUAUAACAUCAAGCACAUUCUGAGCUUAAUAUUUUAAAAUCAGGAAAAAUGUAUCCCCCCCAGCACACUGCUCCAUAUCCUCCAGAUAUGAUCAACGUGUGUCCUCACCACAAAAGGGCCCGUGUUGCUUGGCGACACAGAAAAGUUGCACCGUAAACAUUCUUAAGGUUCUCCCGCUACACAAGCCUUCAUCCAGCUGUGAUUUCCUUCCUCCAAAAUGCCAAAACUCUGGUCAGAGGGUACAUUGAGUUCGAUAGUCAUGCCGUGGUGAAGGGACUUGCACGCUUCUCUAACUGGACAGUGCGUUGAACAGAUCCAUUUAUCUCAAUUGUCAAUUCAUUUUCUGACGCAGACAAACAAAAAGGACAGUCUGGCACCGUUGGCUCGCUUUGGUUUUCUUUUAUUUCUCAUUUUCCAUUUGAAGAAAUUUUGACCAUGUACAGUAAUUUGUAAACUUGCAUCAAGUUUAUGAAUAAAGAAUUUUAAGAUUAUUGCCGA
Messenger RNA from Scophthalmus maximus (turbot), 3748 nucleotides. Its product is annotated as ubiquitin-conjugating enzyme E2 Q2. The transcript is spliced from 13 exons. Lineage: Eukaryota; Metazoa; Chordata; Actinopteri; Pleuronectiformes; Scophthalmidae. The record is from RefSeq and is a predicted model, not a curated record. Bases 204 to 1337 code for a protein of 377 amino acids.